This is a messenger RNA of Branchiostoma belcheri (Belcher's lancelet), 1035 nucleotides long. Its product is annotated as collagen alpha-2(V) chain-like. The transcript has 5 exons. Lineage: Eukaryota; Metazoa; Chordata; Leptocardii; Amphioxiformes; Branchiostomatidae. The coding region runs from base 1 to 1035 and encodes 344 amino acids. The record is from RefSeq and is a predicted model, not a curated record.
AUGUCGGCAGGGCAGCAGCAGUCCCGGACAGGGAGAACAGGAGUGAAAGUCAGCACCCUUUCUAACGACCUGGCAAAACUGUCUGUGAAAGUGUUGAAACUUUCUGAGGGACUAUUAACGCUUUCUGAUAAGGUGGGCGAACGGGACAGGAUGACAGCGCUGGGACUUGGCAAGAUGAAAGAAGUCCACGCUGGAGUGACUGGACCUGCCGGACCUGGAAAGAGAGAGAGACCGUUGGGGCCCACUGGCCAUGGAUUUAUCGGGCCUCGUGGGCCUCCUUGCCCUCCAGGAGAAAAGGAAGCCAGCGGGCCUAGUGGCCCUGGUUCUAUCGGACCUCCUGGUCCUCCAGGAGAAAAGGGAGCUAUGGGGCCAGCUGGUCCCGUGUCUGUCGGGCCUCCUGGACCUCCAGGAGAAAAGGGAGCCAUAGGUCCAGCUGGUCCCGUGUCUGUCGGGCCUCCUGGACCUCCAGGAGAAAAGGGAGCUAUGGGGCCCGCUGGUCCCGUGUCUGUCGGGCCUCCUGGGGAGAGGGGGCUCAAAGGACCGAUCGGGCCACGAGGGUUGAUGGGUCCUCCCGGGCCACCAGGAAGAUCAGUGUGCCAUGCUGGACUACCUAAACCUCAAACAUCCCGUUCGGAUGAUGGUUUUAGAGAGUGGCGUGGAAACUGCUACAAGGCCUUUACCACAAGGAAGAAUUUCAAGGAAGCGGCUGCGACCUGUGGUGAAGAAGGCGGCACCCUCGCCAUGCCCCGAGACGCUGCUACCAACGACUUUCUCAUCACUUUGAUGUCCACACGUGCCAAGCGUUUUUCCCAUUGGAUUGGCCUGCAUGAUCAGCGCAAAGAGGGAAACUUUGUGUGGGUGGAUGGUUCUACACUUGGGAAGUACAACUCGUGGGCGCCGGGACUACCAAAUAAACAUUUUUGGAGGGGAAACUGCGUCGCUUACAAAUCCGGGAAACCAAUUGCAAAGUGGUGGAACGUUCCAUGCAGCUACGGACUACGCUUCAUCUGCCAGGUCGCAGGAGGACGUGCCUAG